AGGGAAGGCGGCUCAGGAGGACCGAGUGAGGGCACCGAGGCGGGACGCACGCAGCCGGCGAAGGUGCAGUGUGGGCGCCCACGGAGUGGGGGAGCUGGGAAGAAAGGGGGCUGCGGUGGGCUGGAGAGAAGCGGGACGGGGAAGGCGCUCGGGAAGCUGUCCCCGCGGCGUCGUGCGCUCUGGGGACAGAGGAGGGGAGGUCUGGGCGGGCGGGCGGCGUGUGACCGCCGAGGCUGCGGCGGCUGGAACAGGUGAGCGGCCGCUGGGUUGUGGGUCCCCGCCCUUCACCGCCAGCGUGCCUCCUCCCACGGACUCUCUCCAGCGCUGAGCUGCUCCGCGGCUCCCCUUGCUUUGGGGUUUUGCAACUGGCUGCUGGCUUUUUUCCCCUCCCCUGUCUCGGUCUCUCCUUCUUCUUUUAGGUUGCUCCACCCCGCUCAGGAUCAGGCGAGGGGGAACCAGCCUGACUGCAGCUGCCAACUCCCGCCGAGUGCGUCUGCGAACUCCCGGAGCGGAGUCCCGCGUGCCGCCACCUCCCCGCGGGACGCACUCUCCUCGCUCCCCCGGGCCCCGCGUCCUCCCCCCGGCCACCCUUCCCCACUUUUCCCCCCUUUUCCAAUCACAUGGCAUUUUAAGAAUGCCGGAAAGAUGGCGGUAGCGGCGGCGGCGGCGGCGGCUGGGCCGGCUGGCGCGGGAGGCGGCCGGGCGCAGCGGAGCGGGCUGCUGGAAGUUUUGGUGCGGGAUCGCUGGCACAAAGUUCUGGUGAACUUGAGCGAGGACGCCCUGGUUCUGAGCAGCGAGGAGGGCGCUGCGGCGUACAACGGCAUCGGGACCGCCACCAAUGGCUCGUUCUGCAGGGGCGCCGGGGCUGGGCACCCGGGCGCGGGCGGCGCGCAGCCCCCGGACUCGCCCGCCGGGGUCCGCACCGCUUUCACCGACCUGCCCGAGCAGGUGCCCGAGUCCAUCUCGAACCAGAAGCGUGGCGUGAAGGUGCUGAAGCAGGAGCUGGGCGGGCUGGGGAUCAGCAUCAAGGGGGGCAAGGAGAACAAGAUGCCCAUCCUCAUCAGCAAGAUCUUCAAGGGGCUGGCGGCGGACCAGACCCAAGCCCUGUACGUGGGCGACGCCAUCCUGUCCGUGAACGGAGCCGACCUGCGGGACGCCACCCACGACGAGGCGGUGCAGGCGUUGAAGCGCGCGGGCAAGGAAGUGCUGCUGGAAGUGAAGUACAUGCGAGAAGCCACGCCCUAUGUGAAGAAAGGAUCCCCAGUAUCCGAGAUUGGGUGGGAAACACCUCCGCCUGAAUCCCCUCGGUUAGGGGGCAGCACCUCAGACCCCCCGUCAUCGCAGUCCUUCUCCUUCCACAGAGACCGGAAAAGCAUCCCCCUCAAAAUGUGCUACGUCACUCGGAGUAUGGCCUUGGCCGACCCUGAGAACAGGCAGCUUGAAAUCCACUCUCCAGAUGCUAAGCACACGGUGAUCCUAAGGAGCAAGGACUCAGCCACGGCCCAGGCAUGGUUCAGUGCCAUCCAUUCCAAUGUUAAUGACCUGCUGACCCGAGUGAUUGCUGAGGUCAGAGAGCAGCUGGGGAAAACAGGCAUUGCUGGGAGCCGAGAGAUUAGGCAUCUUGGCUGGCUUGCAGAAAAGGUGCCAGGGGAGAGCGAGAAACAGUGGAAACCAGCCCUGGUUGUGCUGACUGAGAAAGACCUUUUAAUCUAUGACAGCAUGCCACGGAGGAAGGAAGCCUGGUUCAGCCCAGUUCACACAUACCCUCUUCUUGCCACCAGGCUGGUCCAUUCAGGUCCAGGAAAGGGAUCACCCCAGGCUGGUGUGGAUCUGUCCUUUGCAACGCGAACUGGUACCAGGCAAGGGAUUGAAACACAUCUCUUCAGAGCAGAGACCAGCAGGGACCUCUCCCACUGGACAAGGAGCAUAGUACAGGGUUGCCACAAUUCUGCUGAACUCAUUGCUGAAAUCAGCACUGCUUGCACCUACAAAAACCAGGAGUGCCGUUUGACCAUACAUUAUGAGAAUGGAUUUUCUAUUACCACUGAACCACAGGAGGGUGCCUUUCCCAAGACCAUCAUACAGUCUCCUUAUGAAAAGCUCAAAAUGUCUUCAGAUGAUGGAAUCAGGAUGCUGUAUUUAGAUUUUGGAGGCAAAGAUGGAGAGAUUCAACUGGACCUUCAUUCCUGCCCCAAGCCAAUUGUUUUCAUCAUUCAUUCCUUCCUGUCAGCUAAGAUUACAAGACUGGGCUUGGUGGCCUGAAGACAGGGGCGACUUGCCUUCGAGAAAAGAAGGGCUGCAAUGCCACCAGAGAACAUGAUGUCAGACACCAUCUGUAGUGAGCAGCGCACCAGAUGUAGCGUGCUACAGUCAACUUUAGCUCUCAAGAGUCAUAUGUAACUGUCCCAGACUCCUCUGUCAGUUUCAGCAACUACAAGGGAUACCCUGCGAAAGUACCAUGAGAAAUAUCAGAGUAAAACUUUCUAGAACAGUACAAGGUUAAAGAGGUGAGGUGACGGGAAAUAUACAGCAUAGCUUUGAAAUAAUGACAACCAAGGACAUGACCAUUAGAACAGCAUGUGCAGAUCUUAAUCAUCCCAGUUCCUAGGCAACUGGUUCACCAGGUACGCAAGGGCCGAAUAGUUGAGAAAUGGACAUUUUUACCUACUCCUCCUAGCCCCCUAUCCCCAGUAACAGUGAUCCCUUUUCUUAUUGUGAUUUAUUUCCUAAUUCUUGCUGAGUUGACUUUCCCUUGUAGGAAAAGAAAAAUAUUUCAAAUAGAAACCCACCUUUUAUUUAAGUAUGAAGCAGCUGUUACUUUUUAAAAAAUGAAUUAUCUUUCAAUGGUGUAGAAUGAUUCCAUAGUGUCUCCAUUAGCAUAUACUGAGCAGGAAUUAAAUAAAGCAUCAGAUACUGAUCUGAGCUGAAAGCUAGUAGAAUCUGAGCCAAAGUAGACUGCUUAAAUUGAUAAGCUUUGCUAAAGAGUUGUAUGCACAAAGGAUGAUUAAUUCUGGGACUAUACUCACACCAAGGUCUGCUGUCUUAUAGCCAAGAAUUACAGCUUUAUUUAUAGAGAGUGAAUUAUGGGUAUUUUUUCAGAAAAUAUUGUCAUCUGAUAUACACAUAAAACAACUCACAUUGUUGGAGUUAACUAAUUAUCCCCAUUUCAUGGUUUUCAGUGGAAAUACUAAGCAACUUACUGACCCUUGUUUUUGCCUGUGCUUGUAUGCAUGCAUUUUCAAGCAAGUAAUAGAGCAGCCUCAUUUAAUUCUGGAUAAUGCUGGGUUUUACAUAUAGACUGAGUGCUAUAAUCAAAUCUAUUGAUAGUAUCUGCAGUUCUUUCAGAAUUCCAGGGAAAUAAUAUAACGACCUGAUAUUUUUCUACAGGAAUAUUUUCAGACAUUAUAUAGCACAUUACUGAUUUAAUGCUUUUGCUUUUAUCUUUCAAAACAAAUUCACUAAAAAUAACACCUAUUGAUUUUGAAGUCACUUUUCUCAAACCUUGAAAAUGAGCUCUAGGAUCUCUAUAAACAUUUCUAACACUUUUCCUGUAGUUUACAUAGACAGACAUCUGUUGUUAAACCUGUGUGUUUUUAAAGAAUCAUAUGUUAAUAAAUACCCAUGCAAAGAGCUUCAAAAAGUGAAACCGUGUUAAAGGAACACAAUUUUACUCACUCAGACAUAUUUGUUUAUUGAAUUGCAAAGUUUUAUUUUAAAUCAGCAUUUCCCCAAAGAAUAUAUCAUAUGACGCUAGUUCCAAGGGGCUUGACUGAGUGGUGUUUUGCUGGGGGGAGACAGGGGUUUGUUAAUACACUUUACUAAAUACUGAGCUGAAAAAUGUUAAAUAGAUUUCACGAUUGCCUCCUUGAAGAUUUUAAAGUUCAUUGUGGUUCUUCAAGGGGAAAUCUGGUGAGCCAUUCCUCACACUUACCUAUGGGACUCUUUUCUAAUGGAGCAUCUUGUGAAGCUAGUGGGUUUUUUUGUUGUUGUUGUUUGUUUUUUUUUUAAUGCUUUAGAAAACACAGCUUUAGGAUAUUGACUUUUUGUUUAUUUCUAUUUUCAAAUGCUGAAAAGUCAAGUCCCAGUUUGAAUACCAUAGAAAAGCUUUGAUGCAUUUGUAAAUUAUAUUGCACUCUUUCACUAUAUAUUUUCAAAAUCACUGGAAUGUUGUUAUACAAGAGAAUUAUAAUUGUGUAUUGUAAAUACCAUAUUAAAAAUACAUAUAUUAAUGCCAAUAGUUAAAUUCAACAAUAUGUAAUCUAAGGUGCUCGGUUCUACGUGAAGUAUGAGUUAACUGCUCAUAAUUAAGUUGCCAAGAUUCUAUUAUAUAUUUAUAGACAAAUUAAAAUGAUCAUAAUUACAAAUAUGAUUUCUCUAUCACUUAAGCUUUGGGCUGAUUAAUAUCUGUGUGGGGGUCAAUGGAAACUACAUUCUCUACAUUUAUAAAAAUUUAAUUUAAUUAUUUAUAUUUUAGGAAAAUAUAUUUGAAUAAAAUUAAUGCAUUUUCUGGAGUAAAUUAAAAUGUUAUUAGCAAGAAAUAGAAAAUUUGACUAAGAUAAUUGUGUAUAUGAAUCAUUUUUCCCCCCAAGUUAAAAUGUAUCAUAAUAGAGAGGCUCUAAUGAAUCAAUUUCCAAUACUCAUUUCUUUCUCAUUUUGAAUUCAAGUUACAAUGACUUUACACUGUAGAUUUUAAUCUUGUCUGAUGUGUGCUGGUGUGUAUGACACAAACUCAUAAGUCUGGAUCAUGCUUGGGUACAGUCAAUGAAUCAACCGAGUCACUUUGAGGAAUUUGUUUUUGUCGAAUUUGCUCUGUGCUCAAUCCCAUGAAUUAUUAAAUUUACAAUGUUUGUCCCCAAAUGAAAACCAAUAUAAAUGAAUGAUGUUUUAAUCUGUACUUUAUGGGAAGUUGCCUAUUUGUCAGUAGAUGUGGUUAAGUGAGUCCUCUGGUGCAGUGACAUCCUUUUAAGCCAUCUCAUAGGGAUUUAAAGAAGGCCAAUAGGAAUAUAGAUAUUGGUUUUUCUUUCUCUGACUUGAACUAAGUAGGAGAAACCAAACCAUAAACCUAUUACAAACUACCCAGGCAGAGGCAUUUACUUAAUUCAUCAACUAGUGCAAUUAAAACCCUGAAAACACAUGAUCCUUGUUGACUCUGCUUGGUUGAAGCAGGAAAGAAUGGUCUUGAUGGUCAGAAAGUUUUAAAAUUAAUGGGCAGGGCCUUUCUGGCCCCUGUUUUCCAAACACGUUAGAUAUUCUGCCUUGAGGGGAUUGGCGUAGGCUACAGUGAGGGGUAAUUUUUGGAUGUAUCUGGACUUUUAAAAAAUGUGCCUAUAUUUAUAGCACCAUGAAUAUUAUGUAAAAUUUAUAUAUGAAUUAAAUAAAUAUUCACCUCUGA
Pan troglodytes (chimpanzee) is the source of this 5392-nucleotide messenger RNA. It is a transcript of the gene SNTB1, whose product is annotated as syntrophin beta 1. The transcript has 7 exons. The record is from RefSeq and is a predicted model, not a curated record. Bases 646 to 2262 code for a protein of 538 amino acids. Gene Ontology annotation, cellular component: intracellular anatomical structure; synapse; dystrophin-associated glycoprotein complex. Lineage: Eukaryota; Metazoa; Chordata; Mammalia; Primates; Hominidae. Gene Ontology annotation, molecular function: protein binding; structural molecule activity.